Molecule: messenger RNA, 1622 nt
Organism: Hyalella azteca
Lineage: Eukaryota; Metazoa; Arthropoda; Malacostraca; Amphipoda; Hyalellidae
Product: carbonyl reductase [NADPH] 2-like
Exons: 2
Coding region: 184-945 (253 amino acids)
Biological process (GO): glucose metabolic process; xylulose metabolic process
Molecular function (GO): L-xylulose reductase (NADPH) activity; carbonyl reductase (NADPH) activity
Source: RefSeq, a predicted model, not a curated record
UAAUAUCGCUCAUUGCCACGUCAACUGGCUGGUCUGUUGGUGGUGUCGAGCGUAGCUGCUGAAGUUGACUCGGCAUCAACAGUGUUCAAAUCUGCGAACUCAGCUUGACUCACUUUAAUUCCUGCUUUGCAGCAACAGAGUUGAGAUCCGCCACCUCGUUUCCUACACGUUUCGUCAAAAACGAUGGAUUUCUCUGGGAAACGUGCUUUGGUGACCGGUGCAGGUGCAGGAAUUGGUCGUCAAACGGCCUUGCAUUUGUCCAAAUUAGGAGCCGAAGUGUUUGCGUUGAGUCGCACCAAGUCAAAACUCGAAACUCUUCAGCAAGAGGAUCCCAAGAUCAAAAUAAUCGCUGUGGAUGUGUCAGAUUGGGACGCUACACGAAAAGCAGUGUUGGAAAUCACACCAAUUCAACUACUCGUCAACAACGCAGCCACUGACAAUGAUGAACAGUUCCUAGCCACAACACAAGAAACGAUGAAUCAUAUGUUCAACGUCAACGUCAUGGCGGCGGUAAACAUUUCACAAGUCGUCGUCGAGGACUUAAUCAAGAGGAAGAUGAAAGGUAAUAUAGUGAUGGUGUCUUCUGAAGCUGGAUUGGUCGGGUUUUCAGACGGUUUUGCUUACAACAUGAGCAAAGCUGCCUUGGAUAACUGCGUCAAGAGCAUGGCUAUAGAACUCUCUCCUCUGGGUAUCAGAAUCAACUCGGUAAACCCUGGACUCGUGUUGACAGAUUCUGGUAAGAUUUGGGUAGAAAGAAAUGAGAAGAAGGCACAGGAAAUUAAACUUCGCACUCCAAUGCGUCGUUUUUCCGAAAUUUCAGACGUGACUAACGUGAUUGCGUUCCUACUUAGCGACAACAGCACCAUGGUUAACGGCCAUAACCUGCCUGUGGAGGGGGGCUGGCUGUGCGGCACGAAUUUUUUGGCUGAUGGACAUGAAAAUUAGUCUGCAUUUUUGGGUUUCCUGAAAAACCAUCGAAGAAAACUAUACUCGAGCUCCCUUGAUACCGUUUGGGGAGUGAGAUAAUUAGUUUUCGCAUGAGACCUAGCAGGUAGUUGAAUGUUUGCUAAGGAGGAAAAUGCAGAAAAUUCGGUGAUUCACGACAUCGCAGAAAAUUACUGCUUCCUUGAAUUCCGAGCCCUCAAUUCACUACAACUUUAAUUUUGCUGUUAUCAGCCACCCGGAACUGUUAUUAUAUUAUAUUAUUGUGAUAUUUUAUUUUAUUCUUAUAUUAAUAUCAGUAUAACCAGAACUGUUGCAGCUAACUCUGGUAGAACACACAACUCACUGCUCCCUUCCUGCUACUCUGAAGUGUAGCCACUCUGCCACACAGUGUAAACUGAAAUAUUAAUUGUUGUUAAUUUGCUAAUAUGUCAUUGAUGAAUUAUAUAUUCCCUUGUGACCUUUCGACCUCAUCAAGACUAAUUCACGUUUCAGUGUUGCAGAUACUUAAAUAUCAAUAUAUUUAUAUACUCGUAUAUAAGAAAUAUAUUGUUUAUACUCAAUCUCAGUCUUGUUGCAAUGUUUACAGGACGUAGUGAAUUUUAUAACCAUACAACUUUAUAAUGAAAAUUUAUUAUAUAAUUGUUAAUUUUACCAUUUGAUUAUCCGAUAUAAUUUUU